UCUUGCCCUCUUUUUAUAUCAACUUCUCGCGUUUGUUCCGUGCAGCACUGCUAAACGAAACCCCGUUGAGAACGCAGAAAGGCUGGAACCUGGGCCAUAUCUGGGCUUCGGCGUGGCCCAAGGUUCAUCGACUUCACGCUGAACUCGAAGAGCGACUCAAGCGUCGCCUGUCCCUAUCGCAAACAUGUCACAACUACAACAAGACUGUUCCUCGCUGUUAACCAAUAUUGCAGCAUUAGCGGUAUAUGCAACUGCCUUACGGGUAACAGACGUGGCCCGCUACGAACGAGUCUUCGGCGUCCCCGCCCCCUCGUUUGCUUUCGCCAUAGACAACAACGCGCAUUCCGUGGGGACCACGGACACCGUGGACCCAGUGGCCUUGACGACGGGCGAUGCAGCUCGCGGGCAAGAUGCAGCCGCCGCCACGAAGGUUUACUGGAUGACAAUAUGCAUGUUGGCUGGAGUCGAACUUCUCGCAUGUAUGGCGUUCUGCCUGUUAGUCUCGACUAUCUGGAUAGUGUAUCUUUGCGUGGAACGAACUCAAAGAGCGGCCGAUGAUUUGAAUCUGGGAAACUUCUCGCGCAGGGGUCGCACGCCAAACAUGACUAGCGUGGGCAUUACUAGCCCUAGCACAACGGAUGCAGGCGGGCCGAUUCGUCUCCCGGACACUCCCAUCACAUCGGCCGAGGAACUCCGCCAACGCAGAAAUCCCGAAGAGGGUGAAGAUGUGAUGGCUUACACAAUGGCGCAUUCCACCGCUGGGAUUUGCUUUACGACGAUGUUGCACAUCCUCCCUUUAAUGGGCAUCCACCCUCGCAACCCCCGGCAAACGGGCAUUCCGAACGGAAAGGCGAGACAUUUUCUAACGGUCAUCAUCAAGUUGUUCAUGCUCGUUGUUCUCAUAAAAGUGUUUCCGCAAGUGGUCGGGCUAGGCUAUGUAGGGGACGGCGUUGGGUGGACGGGCGUUGUUGUGGCGGCGAUUGCCGACAUCUCCUCCUCCGUCACGGCCGAAUCCGAGAACAAGCCCGCGCGCCGUACGACUUGAUUGACCUCACGGGCGUUUCCUACUUGACACCCUAAACUUUCAAGGGCGAAUUGCAAUUUGAGCUAGCGAGACGAUGCUAUUCUUCAGUCUAAUACAAUAUUCCACUUGCGGUAUGCCGCAGUAAAUAAGCGUCCUUCCUGUGAGGCUCUGCUAUUCAUGACCCACCUCCGAAAGCUAAGAUGGCACCCCACGAUGCAGGAUAUCUUUUUUUUUCUUAUUAACGAGCGUUAUGAGCCAGUUCGCCGCAGAUUCCCGAUGCGGCGCGCCGUUUUCGAAGGCAGGAAGGCCGUUCUUCAUUUCGAACUUCAUCACAGCUUGACGGUCAACUGUGUGGUUAAACAACUUACGGCUUUACGUCUGGCAUGACGCUCAAAGUUUAUUUCAUCGGGAAGUUUACCGCCAGUACUAAAGUGUUGCCGAGGCGGCCCGCGGCU
This is a messenger RNA of Fimicolochytrium jonesii, 1479 nucleotides long. RefSeq lists its product as uncharacterized. Lineage: Eukaryota; Fungi; Chytridiomycota; Chytridiomycetes; Spizellomycetales; Powellomycetaceae. The record is from RefSeq and is a predicted model, not a curated record. The transcript has a single exon. Bases 185 to 1045 code for a protein of 286 amino acids.